Molecule: messenger RNA, 444 nt
Organism: Guillardia theta CCMP2712
Lineage: Eukaryota; Cryptophyceae; Pyrenomonadales; Geminigeraceae
Exons: 6
Coding region: 1-444 (147 amino acids)
Source: RefSeq, a predicted model, not a curated record
AUGAAGUCGUUCGGGAUUCUGAAUACCCUCGAGCCUCCAGUCACCCCACGAGACGCUCUAGGAUUGAACCAGCACAAGCACGUGGACGAACUGAGGAGCAUAAAGCCAGCGAUCCACGAGGGUACAGGGGCCUCGAGAGAAUGGUCGUUCGAUUUUGAUGAAGUCUCCUCGGACUCGGACUCGGACUCGAGUGAGGGCAACAUCUCAGACACGCCUCGCACGACGAUCGUGGAGGAAGAGGAGAUCAGUUCUGCAAGAUCGAAGAGAGACGAGCACGGAAGAAUGGUUGUCGAUGCCACAGAACUCGCAGCAAACAGACAUCCAGGCUUGGAGCUCUCAAAGAGGAGGGGAGUGGAGAUGAGCAGAAGGCAUGGCGGAAUCGAAACUACUUCUAUGAUGUCCCAUCCUAUCGAUGCCUCCACCAACAACACGCGAGAGGUCUGA